This is a messenger RNA of Amphimedon queenslandica, 1790 nucleotides long. RefSeq lists its product as uncharacterized. The transcript is spliced from 3 exons. The record is from RefSeq and is a predicted model, not a curated record. Lineage: Eukaryota; Metazoa; Porifera; Demospongiae; Haplosclerida; Niphatidae. Bases 189 to 1562 code for a protein of 457 amino acids.
AACUUGUAGAUAAUUACUUUUUAUGGACUAGCUCCAGCUACGUGGGUGUGGUAGAACUAUAAUUAUUAUACAUAGAUCUAUAUCAAGAGUUGGCAUUGUAUCAUAACUGACAGAAAAAAGACGUAGCUGGCUGUUGUAUAGCCCAAGCCUACUAUAUCUCUGUAAUAAAGUUUCUUCCUGAUAAAAGGAUGUUUGGUGUACCGUGGCACCUCUUGUUCUUAAUCAUGGUGCAGGUCUCUAUUGGAUCUGAUAUUGCCAAUUCAAUUGACACUAAUAGAAGAUUGAAAGGCAUUCCUAGUAUUGGCACUAAUGAAGGCAAUAAGUUUUGUUUUUCUUUUCUUCAAAACAAUGAGGAAAACACCAUUAAUAUACUCAGUAUAUAUAUUGGUACACAAGAACAUGAAAAUGUUGAAUAUAGUAUAAAGUCAAAAAUCAGUGGUGUUGCUAGAAAUGGCAUUGUUAAGCCAGGACAGAUAAAAAAAGAAUUUUAUCAGUAUACCUCCUAUAGUAACUUUGAAACUGAUUUGAGCUUCAAUCCACCAAGAGUAAAAGGUAUGGUUCCAUUCAAUUCAGUGAGUAACACAGGCAUUAUUGUUGAAACUGUGGAUAGUUCACAUAAGAUUUCAGUGAUGGGUUUUAGUGAUGGAGCUGAGACCUCAGAUGGUUUUACUGCUGUUCCAAUGGUCAACAUGUCAAAAAAUAUUUCAAUAGACUACCAGUAUUCAGUAUUCACUGCAGGAGGAAAAGAGUCAUCUAUUGCAGCAAUUACUAUGUGUGAUGAUUUUGACACAGAGAAUGUUACCAUUGAUGCAACUCUCAUUUCUCAAAGAAGCUUUUUACCAUAUAAUGGAUCCAGCCUACCUUUUCAGAGUCAUUACACUUAUGUUAUCACCAGUUCUGAUGAUAUUAUUUCCAGUAUCAAUGUCGUAGCUACUCAACCAAUUGGAUUUAUGACUGGUCAUGAGUGUGGUCAAAUUUCCAUUGAUCAAGUAGGCUGUGAUCAUCUCAUAGAGCAAGUACCUCCUUCUUAUACAUGGGGUUAUAAUUUUUUAACUGCUCCAUUUCAUACAAAUAAUUUUGGAUACAUAUUGAAGCUUUUGCCUGGAAAAGACUUUGGUACUAACUUCAAAAUUUUUUGUACAGUAAAUACUACUGUGACUGUUAAUACUACUGUGGAAAAUUUUGUGAGGACAGAUCGUCUGGUUGCAAAUAGAGGAAUUUUUAACAUUACUACUCAGAGCUAUUGUACUAUACAGUCAAACAAACCUCUUGCUGUAAUGCAAUACGCAAACUCAAACUCAGUGAUAGAUGUUGGUGACCCAGCCAUGGUAUGGAUACCAGCUGUCAGUCAGUAUCUCAACAAAUAUUUGAUAACUAAUGAUGUCUCUAUUCGCUCACAGUCCUUUACCAGUAAUGGCAUUUAUGUGACAGUUUUACCUCAUUGUUUUAAUGCUAGUGCUAUAUUAGACGAGACACCUACGGUGCAUGGCCUCGCUGCUAUAGCCGGGUUAAAGAAAGUAUGCUCCAAAAGGAUAGUUCCCUGCAUUUGCACUUGCUCUUGAAUAUCUGCAGAAGUAUGUGGCAAGUUACUCUAGCUCAUCAUCAGCUGGUAUCAUCAUCUGCAAUGCCGGAUGGCAGCAAGCAAGCUUGGCUAAGAAAGAAGCUAAAACUGUAGAAUUUAUGUAUAAUUAUUGUUAUUAUUGUUAUCAGUUGUAUUUGUUAUUAUUGUUAUCAGUUGUAUAUAUCUGAUUAUUUAGUUAUGCUAAUUUUUCAAGUAUUAGUACAGACAA